This is a messenger RNA of Penaeus indicus, 453 nucleotides long. RefSeq lists its product as uncharacterized. NCBI's taxonomy places the organism in Eukaryota, Metazoa, Arthropoda, Malacostraca, Decapoda, Penaeidae. The record is from RefSeq and is a predicted model, not a curated record. The transcript is spliced from 2 exons. Bases 1 to 453 code for a protein of 150 amino acids.
AUGAAAGUCGCAGCCCUCCUCCUGACGCUGUGCCUGGCCGCCGGCUGCCGAGCCGACGAGGCCGACCUGAGAGAAAAGCGCCUGGUCGCCUACUACUCCACCACCUCCUCCACCGCCGUCACUACCGUCACCAUCACCGACAUUUCGACCUGCCUCUCCACCAAGACCGGAAACUGCAACGGAAGGAGGAAGAAGAGACUAGCGCUCAAUUAUAUCGAGGACCUCGAGCAAAUGAACGACACCCCGCUGGACAGCACUCAGCUGGAGGAGAACAUCGAGGUUCGCCAUGAACGUUCUGCAGACGGGGAAAGGGAAGGCAAGAUCCUGACAAUCUGGACCACGUAUUUCUCGACUCUCACCGUGACCAGCACUUCGGUUCUGGCCUCUACGACUGUCACCGCCUCGGCCCUCUGUCUGGCGCCGAAUGUGGCCAAGACUUGCUUCGGGGGGUAA